AUGACAGAAACACUGAAUUUUGCACCAGGCCAUGCCUUCCAAUUCUGUGUUAGCAAAACAGAAUUAGCAAAACUUGAAUCCAGACUGAAUCCUUCCUUCUCUUCCCCAUUUUCCCCCUCAAGCCCUGACUGUGGACAGAAGGUGCAAGAGAGCAGCUCCUGGAGUUAUUUUGUCCUUUUCACUCAGAUUUUUGGGGGCAGCCAGGCAAAGCAGGGAUUUUUGCCAGCAUGUCUUCCUCAGCCUAAAAGUGAAAAGUUUGAAGCAGGAUAUAUCUGCACUGCUUGUGGCUGGGGCUGUUUAAAGGAAACCUUUUGUAGUGUUCAGGAUGGCAAACUCUGCCAUGGGGAAGGGGAAUUGCAUUUUCCUGGAAGGCCUGAUCGGUUCUGUCAAAACCACCAACUGUGUAUAUGGACUCUAUUUGUGCCAGAAGGGAAUUACAUAUGGCUUUGUUUCUCCCACUUUGAGGUAGAGCCAGAAACAUCCUGUGACUGUGAUUCUUUAUCAGUCUAUUCAAAAAGAUGACAGACUCGUGGGAAAUUCUGUGGAGGAGAUCUUCCAUUACCUAUUUUGUUUGGCUCCAAUAGCAUAAAGCUGAAAUUUGUUUCUGACAAUGAGGAUUAUGGAGCUGUUUUCUCCAUUACUUCCAAAGCUCUUACACCAGAUAUUCUUCCUGACGCUGGCUGGGAGUCCCUGGCUGUCCUUUUUGAGGAAGGAGUGUUGGAGAGCACUGGAGCAGCCUGGCAGGAUUGUCUGUGCAUUGUCUGUGCCUCAACAACCACGCAGCCAAGGCACAACGUGAAUCCUUUUUGUGUCUACCUGAUGGAAAUGGGCAGCACUGAGCCAACAAGAAAUGAGGCAGCUAAAGACAAACAAGAUCAAACAAGAUCAAGCAACAUGAGCAUGAAUAAUGCUCUGGAUCUUACAUACCAAUCUUUUGAAGUAGAAGAGAGUGAAGAUUGUUCCUAUGAUACCAUGACUGUGUAUGAAGAUGUGGGAAAAGAGGAGAAAAUUGCCGAGUCUUGUGGAUUUGCCCUACCAGCACCUGUCCUAAGCUUCUCUGCUGUGAUGCUGGUUCUCUUCCACUCUGAUGAAACAGAGACCUUUGGAGGAUUCAGAGUUUCAGUGUCCUUUGUUCAUUUAACAGAUUUAAAUACUUUGAAUUCAACUAGAGAAGAAGAUUUUGAAAACCUGAAUGUUACUGAAGAAGAAAUAAAGGUUACAACAGAGGAUGUUUGUGGAAUGCCUUCAAAUCAGCCCAGGUUCCUGUCCAGUAGGAUAAGUGGAGGUGAAGAAGCUGUGCCCGACUGGUGGCCUUGGCAGAUGAGCACACCUUUAGCAGCAGUCCUUGCCCAAGAGUGGCUUGUCCCAGCUGCCCACUGCUUUCAUUCCAAGGAAGCAUACAGAGACUGAUGGAUGGUGGUAACAGGACUUCAUGAUCUUGCAGAGCAAGACAGGUACUGUAAAAGCUCAGUCAAGCAGUAUUUUAUACACCCAAGUUUUAAGACUCUGGGCUCUGACAUUGCCCUGCUGCAACUGGCUGAGCCCAUGAAUUUGUACCAGGAAUUCAGCCCCUCCGUGCUCCCAGUGUGCCUCCCUGGCGAGGAGGAGAUGCUGCAGCCCUCGGGGAUGUGUGUGCUCACAGGUGGGAUGCAAAUUCAAGACAGGGAAAAGGGGAAAAAACUGCAGCAGCUGGAAGCCCCCAUCCUGGCACCUGACAGAUGUCAGAGCUAUUACACAAUAAUAAUAAUUGUGUAAAAUAAUAAUGCCAGUAAAGUGACCCAGGGGAUGAUCUGUGUGGACAACUCGGGGAUUUACAACCUCCAUGGAAUUACUAGCUGGGCUUUGGGAUGUGGAAAGAAGAGCUACUCAGUAGUUUACACCAAUGUUGGUUUUUUUGUUGACUGGAUCAAGAAGAAUAUUAAUAGUAGUGAUCUCCAUGUUUUCAUUGUGUGA
This is a messenger RNA of Poecile atricapillus (Black-capped chickadee), 1953 nucleotides long. RefSeq names its product ovochymase 2 (gene OVCH2). Gene Ontology annotation, biological process: proteolysis. Gene Ontology annotation, molecular function: serine-type endopeptidase activity. Lineage: Eukaryota; Metazoa; Chordata; Aves; Passeriformes; Paridae. The record is from RefSeq and is a predicted model, not a curated record.